Rotaria socialis is the source of this 1545-nucleotide messenger RNA. The record is from the annotation of a GenBank genome assembly. Lineage: Eukaryota; Metazoa; Rotifera; Eurotatoria; Philodinida; Philodinidae.
AUGCCAAACUAUUCAAACUCGUCGUUCAAUUCGGUCGAUUGGGCGAUGGGUGUUGAUGGCUUUCAUCCACUAAAAAAACGUAAUCUUUUGGAAAAUUUACAAGUCAUACCAGAGAAAGUUCCUCCAGCACCUAUACCACCACCAUUUCAAGAUUUUCUUACGACAACGAAUACAAAAAAACGAACACACGCAAGUUUAAAUGUUUCUAGUAAUACAAGUGAUAGUAAUGUUUAUCUACCACAUCAAACAUCGUCACCAUUGCUUGAUCAUACAAAUUAUAAGUAUGCUAAAAUUCGUGCAAGACCAAUUUAUAAUUUUAAAUAUAAUGAAGCAAGUAUUUGGACACAACCUUCAUCGAAUUCAACACAAUUUUCAUUCAAUAAUCUUCAAUUCGAUGUAAAAAUUGUUAAUAAAUUUUUUGCUAAAGAAAAUAAACAAAUCAAUGAUAGUAAUCAUGAAGAACGUUCACGAAAUGGAUCGAUAGCAAUAACAACUACACGACCAUUUCAAAUACUUGAUAAAUCAUCACAAAUAACUUAUGAUGUAACGAUGCGACAUUUACUUCAAUUAUUAAAAAAAAAUACUGGUAAAAAUGCAACUAUUGAUGAUGUUAUUCAUGGCAUUGACACGGGAAAUAUCGAUAGUGAAUGUCUUCAAUGUGUUCAACGUUUAAAUAGUACAUUAAAUAAACAUUUUGAAAAACGACCUGAAGAUCGAAUAAAAUUAGAAACAUAUAAUAUAGAAAAUUUUGAAAAUAUAAAUUUAGUUGAAUUAUUUUUUAUAAAACUUCUUCAAAUACCGAACUAUAAUUUUAAAUUAAAAUGUUAUCAAUAUCGCGAUGAAUUACAAUCACAAUUAAAUUUAUUAAGUCAAUCAAUUGAUCGUUUGAUUCAAGGCAUUGAAUUAAUUUUAAAUCAUGAAUAUUUACCUGGUGUAUUUCAACUGCUAUGUUUUCUAUAUAAUAUUGUAUCAAAUAAAUGUGUACCUGCUCUUGAUUUAGUAUCCUUAGUUGAUGCAUUGAAUUCACCAACAAAUCAAGUAAAUAAAACUGUUGCACAUGUUCUUGCAGAAAUUCUCAAUGAAAACUAUCCAGAUUAUUUAAUAAGUAUAACGAAUGAUCAAGCAUUAGUUGAACUUAAAAACGUUUUCUCAAUUAAAUAUGAAAAACUGUACAGUGAAAUUCGAGAAAUCUAUCAAGAAUAUCAACAACUUUGCAAUGAAUAUUCAAAUAUAAAACAUAAAUAUGAAUUUCCAUUAUUUAUUUCAUCGAUGCUUUUAGAAACAAAAAUACAAUUUGAAAAAUUAUUUCGACAAGAAUUACUUAUAAAAAAAGGUGAACAAAAUUUAGCGAUAUAUUUCUGUUCAAAUGAUUUAACAAUUGAUAUUUGUUUAUCAACAGUGGGUCAAUUCGUUGAUAAACUUCGUCUUGCACAUAUUGAAAAUACUAAAGAACAAAAACGUAAAUGUUCAACGAUUAGUUACCAACGUAAACAAUCUGUUCUUCUACCAAUGAAUAGAGCAUCAUCAUUUUUAUCAUUUAUUUAA